Messenger RNA from Marchantia polymorpha subsp. ruderalis, 1688 nucleotides. The record is from the annotation of a GenBank genome assembly. NCBI's taxonomy places the organism in Eukaryota, Viridiplantae, Streptophyta, Marchantiopsida, Marchantiales, Marchantiaceae.
UCCCUUUGACUGGAUUUGAGGCGAGCCGAGUAAAAUCGGGCCAGUGAGCAAAAGUGCAGCAGCAGGAGAAGCAGGAGCAGGCGAGAAUUUGAUCGCAUUCGGACCUCGCUGCUGCCAUCGCUUUCUGAAGAGUGAGUGAUUGAGUGAGUGAGUGCGCCCGGAGGUCAUGGCUUCUGCAGUUGCGCACUCCAUAACUGCGCCGACAUGUUUUGCGCCGAAGCAAUCUGUGGCAGCGCGGAGCGCCGUCGCCAGGAGGUGCCGAGUGUCGUGCAUCGCCGAGCCUCCCAGCGUGAAAGCGUCCACUCCGACGCCCACAAUUGAGGAGAGUGAGGCUGCCGUAGUGGCGGGCAAUGCACCAUGGGCUCCCCCGCCUGCUGCUAAACCCCAAGCGCCUGCCGGCACCCCGUCUGUCUCCACUCUGCAUUUGCCAUCAAGGCCCAGGAGGAAUCGAAAAUCUCUGGCCUUGCGGAACGCCUUCCAGGAGACAGUAAUUACUCCUGCCAAUUUUAUUCUACCCUUGUUUGUGCAUGAAGGCGAAAAGAAUUCUCCAAUUGGAGCUAUGCCCGGUUGCCAAAGACUAGGUUGGCGUCAUGGUCUCAUUGAGGAGGUCUACAAGGCGAGGGAUGUUGGCGUCAACAGCGUGGUCCUCUUUCCCAAGGUCCCAGAUGCAUUGAAGUCAGCCACCGCCGACGAGUGCUACAACGAGGACGGUCUGGUGCACAGAUCCAUUCGGCUGCUGAAGGACAAGUUCCCCGAUCUGGUCAUCUACACCGAUGUCGCUCUGGAUCCUUACAACUCUGAUGGACAUGAUGGAAUCUGCCGAGAAGAUGGUGUCAUAAUGAACGAUGAAACUGUACACCAACUGUGCAAGCAAGCCGUCUCUCAGGCACGAGCUGGGGCAGAUGUUGUAAGUCCGAGUGAUAUGAUGGAUGGACGUAUUGGUGCUAUUCGAACGGCUCUAGAUGCAGAGGGUUUCACGGAUGUGUCAAUCAUGGCUUACACGGCCAAAUAUGCCAGUGCCUUCUAUGGACCAUUCAGAGAAGCUCUUGACUCCAACCCUCGUUUCGGGGACAAAAAGACGUAUCAAAUGAACCCAGGAAACUACAGAGAGGCGCUCAUCGAAACUCGUGCUGAUGAGCGUGAAGGAGCUGAUAUUCUUAUGGUGAAGCCAGCUAUGCCUUACUUGGAUGUCAUUCGACUGCUGAGGGACAGUUCUCCACUCCCAAUCUCGGCUUAUCAGGUAUCAGGUGAAUAUUCUAUGAUCAAGGCAGCUUCCGCAGCUGGUAUGCUAGAUGAGAGAAAAGCAAUUUUGGAGUCUCUACUUUGCAUCAAGCGAGCCGGAGCCGAUGUUAUUCUAACUUACUUCGCCCUUCAAGCAGCAAGAUACCUGUGUGGAGAAGAAUAAAUGUACGUAAACGAAGACGCUGUUCAUUCAUUACUCUCAGCAGACCUGUUACACAUCUAAGCUGACGUUUGAUACGAAGUGAAAAGCAUUCACUUGAGGAAGAAAUGUACGUUGAGAGCAAACUUGGAUCUCUGCCCCAAUUUGUCUUCUGACAGCGAAUAUAGGCCCGAUUUUAGUAGUUACAGUUUAAAGAGGAAACACUUUGUACAAAUUGAAAGCUGUGUCUGUGAGUUGGUUGAAGCUAUCUCCAAAUUUAUUGUAUUACUAUGUGGCUUAGCGAACG